Limanda limanda (common dab) is the source of this 1920-nucleotide messenger RNA. It is a transcript of the gene lingo1a, whose product is annotated as leucine rich repeat and Ig domain containing 1a. Gene Ontology annotation, cellular component: plasma membrane. The transcript has 2 exons. The record is from RefSeq and is a predicted model, not a curated record. Bases 73 to 1920 code for a protein of 615 amino acids. Lineage: Eukaryota; Metazoa; Chordata; Actinopteri; Pleuronectiformes; Pleuronectidae. Gene Ontology annotation, molecular function: protein binding.
GGGAGUUGCCGUCGGGAAGAAAUGCGAAAGGAUGCUUGGAAGCAGUGAAGGCUACAGCAGGUAACCGAUAAGAUGGUGGCCAGGGAAGCGACUGGGCACAGCUACCUGGUGGCUUGCUGGCAGCCCAUUCUGAUCCUGAUGCUAGGCACUGUGCUGUCUGGCUCCACCACAGGCUGUCCAUCCCGCUGUGAGUGCAAUGUUCAAGAGCGCUCUGUGAUGUGCCACCGCAAGAAGCUCAUGACAGUUCCUGAGGGCAUCCCUGCAGAAACAAGACUGCUGGAUCUGAGCAAGAACCGCAUUAGAACCAUUAACCCAGAUGAGUUUGUCAACUUUGCCAACCUCGAACACCUGGAGCUCAGUGAAAACACGAUUUCCACUAUUGAACCCGGAGCGUUCAACAACCUUUACGGCUUGCGGACAUUGGGGCUGCGUAGCAACAAGCUUAAGUUGAUCCAGCUCGGUGUCUUCACAGGCCUAAGCAAUCUCACACAGCUGGACAUAAGUGAGAACAAAAUCGUCAUCCUGUUGGACUAUAUGUUCCAGGAUUUGUACAACCUUCGAUCUUUAGAGGUAGGUGAUAACGAUCUGGUUUUCAUCUCCCACCGGGCUUUUCAUGGCCUAAGUAGCCUUGAGCACUUGAGUCUUGAGAAGUGCAACUUGUCCUCUGUGCCAACAGAGGCGUUUACUCACCUCCACAGCUUGAUCACUCUCAGGCUGCGUCACCUCAAUAUCAAUGUGAUACGGGAUUACUCCUUUAAAAGGCUCUAUCGGCUGAAAGUGCUGGAAAUAGCAAACUGGCCAUACUUGGAUACCAUGACCCCUAAUUGCCUGUAUGGAUUAAAUCUCACCUCCCUGACGAUUGCAAAUGCCAACCUGACCACAAUCCCUUAUGUCGCCCUGCGACACCUGGUUUAUUUGCGCUUUCUUAAUCUUUCAUAUAAUCCUAUCCAUACCAUUGAGGGGAAUAAGCUCCAUGAUCUUCUGCGUCUCCAGGAGUUCCACCUGGUGGGAGGCAGACUGGCAAUGAUUGAGCCCUACUCGUUCCGUGGUCUGAACUACCUGAAGAUUCUAAAUGUGUCUGGGAACUCUCUUACCACUUUAGAGGAGUCUGCUUUUCAUUCAGUCGGAAACCUGGAAACCCUCGCCUUGUAUGAUAAUCCCCUGGCCUGUGACUGCCGACUGUUAUGGGUUUUCAGACGACGCUGGCGACUGAACUUCAACAGGCAGCAGCCCACCUGUGCCUCUCCCGAGUUCGUCCAAGGCAAAGAAUUCAAGGACUUCCCAGAUGUUCUGCAGCCAAACUACUUCACAUGUCGCAAAUCAAGGAUUAGAGAUCGCAAGCCCCAGCAGAAGUUUGUUGACGAGGGAGCCAUCGUUCAUUUUGCUUGUCAAGCAGAUGGGGAUCCUGCUCCAGUGAUAAUGUGGCUAUCCCCACAGAAAAAGUUCAUCACCAGCAAGACAAUUGGAAGGCUCUCCGUGCUGCCAGACGGUACCCUUGAGGUGCGCUAUGCCCAGAUUCAAGACAAUGGAACAUAUGUGUGCAUAGCUAGCAACGCAGGCGGAAAUGACACCUCCCUUUCCCACCUGCAUAUCCAUAGCUACUCGCCCGACUGGCCACACCAGCCCAAUAAGACGUUUGCCUUCAUUUCCAACCAGCCCACAGAAACAGGUGCUAAUGGCACAAGGGCCAACGUCCCUUUCCCGUUUGACAUAAAGACGUUGAUCAUUGCGACAACAAUGGGCUUCAUCUCUUUUCUCGGUGUUGUGUUGUUUUGUCUGGUACUGCUCUUCCUUUGGAGCAGAGGAAAAGGCAACACUAAGCACAAUAUUGAGAUUGAGUAUGUGCCACGGAAAUCCGACGCUGGCAUGAGCAGCAGCACAGUGGAUGCUCCUCGCAAGUUCAACAUGAAAAUGAUUUAA